AUGGAACGCGGCAUUCUAGUACUGGAGGGGGUCGAGAGCUUGGGAAACGCGACGGAUAGUAUCGGGGAUAAUCAGGAGGCACACGCGGCCAUGGUUCGGGGGAUGGUCGACCAGCAGACGUCUCAGAUCAGGGACGCUGCUGAUGUUGGCGAGAAGGUGGACGCCGCCGCCGAAGGUCUUUUCCGCGAGCACUUUCCUUGGCUUCUUGACCUCUGGAUACAGGUCAAGUCCCUUGCCCCCACCCGUUUGUUUAACGCGACAUCGUGGGCUUUGCUGGUGGAUGUCCAAGCAAGAGUCAGCAAAGGAAAGGGGUCAACGAAGGAAGCGUCGAACUUCACCUUGGCCCGGUUCGCCAGUUGGGCGCCACGACUGAAGGCGUGGAUAAAUCAUGAGGAUAUCCAGAAGGUGGCACGGACGAGUGGUAGAAACACCAAACGAACCAGGAGCUCUACGGUGUUUUUGUGCGGAAGAAGAAGGAGGCGAACUUGA
Molecule: messenger RNA, 489 nt
Organism: Ectocarpus siliculosus
Lineage: Eukaryota; Phaeophyceae; Ectocarpales; Ectocarpaceae
Source: the annotation of a GenBank genome assembly